This is a messenger RNA of Coregonus clupeaformis (lake whitefish), 3952 nucleotides long. RefSeq names its product protein inhibitor of activated STAT, 1b (gene pias1b). The transcript is spliced from 13 exons. Gene Ontology annotation, biological process: regulation of transcription by RNA polymerase II; protein sumoylation. NCBI's taxonomy places the organism in Eukaryota, Metazoa, Chordata, Actinopteri, Salmoniformes, Salmonidae. The record is from RefSeq and is a predicted model, not a curated record. The coding region runs from base 43 to 1953 and encodes 636 amino acids. Gene Ontology annotation, molecular function: SUMO ligase activity; zinc ion binding; transcription coregulator activity.
GAAUACCAAGAGUGUGCAAAGCUGUCAUCAAGGCAAAGGCAAAUGGUGAUGAGCCUUCGUGUUUCAGAGCUACAAGUGUUACUAGGCUACGCAGGACGCAACAAGCACGGCCGCAAACACCAGCUGCUGACCAAAGCCUUACACCUCCUCAAGGCCGGCUGCAGCCCCGCUAUCCAGAUGAAGGUGAAGGAGCUCUACAGACGCCGCUUCCCCACCAAGAUGGUGUCUCCGGUGGACCUGGCCCUGCCCAGUGUCCACUCCACCUCCAGCAGCCUGCCUGGAGGCCUCACCUCGCUGGGGUUUGACAACCACGGGUCCCCCUCGCCCCUCUCCCUGCCCGUCUCCCUGCUGGGCCUGCAUCCCUUGCACCCUGACGUAAAGCUCCAGAGGCUGCCCUUCUACGACAUGCUGGAUGAGCUCAUCAAACCCACUAGCCUGGCCUCGGACAACAGUCAGCGGUUUCAGGAGACGUGUUACGCCUUUGCGUUGACGCCCCAGCAGGUCCAGCAGAUCAGCAGCUCCAUGGACAUCUCUGGGACCAAGUGCGACUUUGCAGUCCAGGUUCAGUUAAGGUUUUGUCUAUCAGAGACAAGCUGUCCCCAGGAGGAUCAUUUCCCUUCUAACCUCUGUGUUAAAGUGAACAGCAAGCCCUGCAACCUCCCGGGCUACCUUCCUCCAACCAAAAACGGAGUGGAACCCAAACGGCCGAGUCGCCCCAUCAACAUCACGUCACUGGUCAGACUGUCCACCACAGUGCCCAACACUAUCGUGGUGUCAUGGACCUCGGAGAUAGGCAGGAGUUUCUCCAUGGCACUAUACCUGGUGAGACAGCAGACAUCCACCACCCUGCUACAGAGACUACGGGCCAAAGGCAUCCGGAACCCAGACCACUCCAGAGCUCUCAUCAAAGAGAAGCUGACAGCAGACCCUGACAGUGAGAUUGCAACCACCAGUCUACGAGUCUCUCUUCUCUGUCCGCUGGGGAAGAUGCGUCUGAUGAUCCCGUGCAGAGCGUUGACGUGUUCCCACCUCCAGUGUUUCGACGCUACGCUUUACAUCCAGAUGAAUGAGAAGAAACCCACAUGGGUGUGUCCUGUCUGUGAUCAGAAGGCCCCGUACCAACACCUCAUCAUCGACGGGUUGUUCAUGGAGAUCCUGAACAGCUGUGAGGACUGUGAUGAGAUCCAGUUUAAGGAGGAUGGAAACUGGUAUCCAAUGAGGUCAAAGAAGGUCACAGAGGUGUCUGAUGACUCGUGUCGGACAGUAGAAUCGGAGCACCACAGGAACGGCUCCUCCCACAGCAGUAGCAGUAAGGUGGUGGUGAUCGAUCUGACUCUGGACAGCUCUUCAGACGAUGACCCGGAUGAUGAACCUCCUCUCAAGAGACCCUGUCCCUCCUCCUCCUCCCUGUCCCCUGCCUCGCCGCCUAUCAGCAAGGGUGUUUUGAACCUCCGUAGCCAGGUGUCUCCGGUGGCCAGAGCUCCCAGCAUGCCUCCUGUUGAGACCAGCUACAUCCCCCCUCCUCCCCCCCUCAUACAGGAUUACAGCCACUACUACCACACCCCCAGCGACCUGGACCUCAACUUCUUCUCCUUCCUCCAGGGAGACAACCAUCAGCAUUACAACAUGGUGAUGGCUGCAGCAGCGGCGGCCUCGGCCUCCGAUGACCACGACUUGCUCCUGAACCGCUUCCUGCCCUAUAGCUCCUCCCAGAUGUUCCUGGACCAACCAGGGACCACUGGGGGCGGGAGCAGCGCCCUUGGAGCAGCCAAUGGGAACAGCAACAGCGGCAGCAGCUCCAGUCUGGUGUCAUCAAGUAGUUUGAGAGAAAGGGACCGAGACAGAGACAGGGACAGAGACCGAGACAGAGACAGGGACAGCCACUCUAGCAGGUCGAAUGCAGCUGCAGCGGUCAUGUAUGGCUCCAUCCCAGACGUGAUCUCAUUAGACUGAAGCGAGGGGGAUCUAUCCAUACAGAACUGGAAAAACAACUUGAGGGAGAAAAUAUAAAACAGAAGGGUUUUUUUUGUAAAUAGAAGAAAAACAAAGGGAACAGUGCUAUGUACUGAGAGGAAAAUAUAUAUUUUACAUGUUCUGGUUAGAAACCUUAAAACAGGAUGCUGCCAGAAUCCUGCUGACGAUGAUGAGAAACUUCAGUAGAUUUUUUUUUUUUCUGUGGAUACUGAAGAUUUUUUUAAAACUGCCUCUUUCUUCACGUGCUCCUCCUUUUGAUUAUAUUACCUUUUGUACUUUUAGUUUUUACCGUUUUAUUUCAAUAUUCCAUGUUCGACGGCAUUAUUUCUCUCAACAUGUUUUGACUGCGCUUCGACGCGAAAAGAGGAUCUGUCCGUUUGUUUUAUCACUGUAGAUUAUAUUUUCUUUCAAACAUUAAUUCAUACUGUGGUCAAUAAUAUUGUAUUUAAUUAUUUUCAAGGUAUUAUUUAUGAUCAAUGUGUGCUGUUUUAAAAGCAUUCCUUAUUCUCCCCCCGCUGCAUGUUAUUGUUGCCACUAGGAAUACACAGGCUAGCCUGGGUACCAGUCUGUUUGUGCCGUCAUUCCACUCCUCGUCAUCACCAAACAAUAAGUGUUGAGGAGUGGAAGGAUGGCACAAACUGACUGGUACCCAGGCUAUACACAGGCCGGUUAUAGAUCCACUACUGUGGUUGCUCUGGGUUCUACUCCUCUCAUCUCUUUUAUUUAGCGGAGGAAACCUCAUUUUCCUGCAGUGUCCAUCCUUUAGUUGUAAAAUAGUGAUGAAAUAGCUGCCAUAAACACCUAGAGAAAAGGUACAUUUUGUGGGGAAGGGAGGAAACACAGUGAUCCUGUCUAUUGGUAUGGUGCCUUUUUAUAUUAAAUGUAAGCACAUCUUUUCAUGCAGGGUGCAUCUUCGACUCAUUCUUUCUCACAAUUCACAAACGUAUUUUUGAAUGAAACAGAGACUUUAAAUGCUUAGCUUUGCAUGUGUAGCAGAUGGAGAUCUGUAAAAAACUCACUCCUCAGCCUGAAGUGUCUCCACUUGCGCUGCCGAUUUUAGCUAGCUUUUCUGUAGCACGACUGGGUAAGACGCUUCAGGAGGGAGUCACGUGUGUUUGCGAGGCAGAGGUCCUGGGUUCGAGCCCCGGUGUGAGCCGACUCAAGAGGAAAUGGGACUCUCUAAGCAAGCGGCUUGACGUCCUUUACACAUGCCUGCUAUCUCUGUCUCACUGUCUUUUUUCCUCUUGUGUUCUGUCACCUCAGUGGAUCUGUAACCACCCUGCUUAUGGUCUGAUGAGGUUGUCGCUGUUGCUCAGUGUGAAUGCUGAAUACCUGAUGGCAGCGUCGUAUGUCUGAUCCGUACUGUGCUGGCUCGGAUAUAUUUUCACAUUGUCCGUUUUCAGCAACUAUGGUGGAUGUGGAACCAGGCGAGCCCAGUAGAGCUUGGCUUCCCUUCCUGUGUCAGUUCUGGUGGUCCCCUCUUCCCUUCCUGUGUAAGUUCUGGUGGUCCCCUCUUCCCUUCCUGUGUAAGUUCUGGUGGUCCCCUCUUCCCUUCCUGUGUAAGUUCUGGUGGUCCCCUCUCCCCUUCCUGUGUAAGUUCUGGUGGUCCCCUCUUCCCUUCCUGUGUAAGUUCUGGUGGUCCCCUCUUCCCUUCCUGUGUAAGUUCUGGUGGUCCCCUUCCUGUGUAAGUUCUGGUGGUCCCCUUCCUGUGUAAGUUCUGGUGGUCCCCUCUUCCCUUCCUGUGUAAGUUCUGGUGGUCCCCUCUUCCCUUCCUGUGUGCAUGGUUAGUAUUUAUUAUUUCCUCUUAUUUCUGGUGGAGUCAUUGUAUAUGAGAUUUAUUUAGUAAUUCUAUGAUCCAUGCUAUUUAAAAGACAAUUGUUCCUUGAUAUGCAUCAUUGUAGCAAGUCUUCUGUUUUAGUUUUGUCUUCUGUCUGUUUUACUAUUCAAUGCUGACAUCACAAUAGAGGCUUUGACUCUC